UUGAUAUCUUGGGGCGACUGACAACACUGCUCGUGGCAAGUUUACCAGCACUGCCAUAGAUCUAAAUAAGUUGUAAAUAAAUAUAAGAAUUAAGAAAUGCGGGCGGUUAUACAAAGGGUUAAGGCUGCCAAAGUGACGGUGCUGGAUGAGCUGGUGUCCUCCAUUGGACCAGGCCUGUGCGUGCUGGUGGGGAUCAAGGCCAGCGACACCGCCAAGGAUGUUGAGUAUCUGUAGUGUCCGGAAAAUCUUGGCUCUUCGUUUAUUCGAGGAGGAGGGCAAGCGUUGGCAGAAGUCCGUCAAGGAUCUAAACCUAGAACUGCUGUGCGUCUCGCAGUUUACACUGUAUCACCGCCUUAAGGGCAACAAACCGGAUUUUUCGGCUGCCAUGAAGGGCGAGGAUGCGCAGGAGUUGUACAAUCACUUUUUGGAUCGUCUAGGUCAAUCCUACGAUAGCAGCAAGAUUAAAGAUGGCAAAUUUGGAGCAUACAUGCAGGUGCAUAUAGAAAACGACGGACCCGUAACCAUCAAUUUGGAGUCCCCCGAACAAAAAGAUACCGACAGAGAAGUGGACAAAUGAUUUGAAAAUAUAUAACAGCCAAAGACAACAUUUAUGUA
Molecule: messenger RNA, 615 nt
Organism: Drosophila simulans
Lineage: Eukaryota; Metazoa; Arthropoda; Insecta; Diptera; Drosophilidae
Gene: Dtd
Product: D-aminoacyl-tRNA deacylase
Exons: 4
Coding region: 146-577 (143 amino acids)
Biological process (GO): tRNA metabolic process
Cellular component (GO): cytoplasm
Molecular function (GO): D-tyrosyl-tRNA(Tyr) deacylase activity
Source: RefSeq, a predicted model, not a curated record